AUGAAAUACAGCAACUACGUGCGGACCUUGAUGCUUCCCGAACAGAUGUCCACCAGCUUCGUACGCAGCUUCUUUCCGUCCAGACACCCAGAUCCCGCCUGCCAGAUCCGCCUCGCUUUAACGGUAAACCAUACACGCUUCGCACAUGGCUCCCGUCAAUUAAAAGCAAAACUUCGAUCAGACCAGCUCGUAGGAGCUGAUGCUUUUGACUAUGUAUGGGAUCGACUAGAACAGUCUCAGCAAGCUUCUGUCCUGCACCUCCGCCAAUCUGCCGAAGAAAACCAGCUAUGGGAUCCUGAAGUUAUUUUCUCUUUUUUUCAGCGUCUAUGCCAUAACCCACGGGAACAGCAGGAGGCUAUUCAGCGCUUUACUUCUAUACAACAGAGGGAUGACGAAUCGCUUAUCGCCUACCUUGCUCGUUUUGAACGACUUUCAUAUGAAGCCAAUAGUACCGAUCGGCGUACCCGUCCUAGUCCAAAAUCAGCCCCGAAACCAGCUUUGACCCCGAAUACAGACCCAAUGGAUACUGAUCCGGUCCGAGUCAACUCAGUUAAAAUAAACCCCAAUCCUGUUCAUGUUGGCUCUGUGAGAGUAGCCCGAGCUGCUUCGCCUGUUUUAUCUGAUUCUUCUCAUGAAUCCACCACCUCUGACCGCCGCCGUUUCCGACUUGCGAAUAAUUUAUGCCUUUACUGCGGUUCUAAUGAUCAUUGGAUCGCAGACUGCGAUGCCCGCUCUACUUUGUCUGAUACUUCCGAGAAACCUCCGAAAAAGCUUACAGCCCGCGCCAGCAACCCGCCUCGCUAUUAG
Molecule: messenger RNA, 807 nt
Organism: Aspergillus tanneri
Lineage: Eukaryota; Fungi; Ascomycota; Eurotiomycetes; Eurotiales; Aspergillaceae
Exons: 2
Coding region: 1-807 (268 amino acids)
Molecular function (GO): nucleic acid binding; zinc ion binding
Source: RefSeq, a predicted model, not a curated record